AUGCUUGACGAGGUGCGAUUACGAGAUAUCAUUGCAAACUCUAUUGUGGUUCCAGUAUAUGAGGAGGAGGAGAUUUAUGAGCAAGAAUCGCAACAGCAGGCGCCCCGAUCCGAACUCCAGCAACGCGAUCUGGACAUUAAAACCUUGGAAUCCCGUGCAAGAGAGUCGGGUACUGCAUCAGUUGCCAUCGCUGAAGAUGAACAGCCUUUGGAUGUUAUCGAUGUUACACAAGGCGAUGAAACAAUACAACUUUCCGUAGUCAACGAAACCAAUCCUCCGGUGGAAAUGCCCCUUUUAGAACAGGACAUGUCUAUGGAGAAUGGGAUGAUGGGCGACUUAGAGAUGUACGUGCAGGGGGAUGGACGUUAUCAGAAGGUGUCUAAUGUUGACUUUUUGAAGGAGGGGUUUUUCAAGGAAUCAUAA
This is a messenger RNA of Strongylus vulgaris, 423 nucleotides long. The record is from the annotation of a GenBank genome assembly. Lineage: Eukaryota; Metazoa; Nematoda; Chromadorea; Rhabditida; Strongylidae.